Nasonia vitripennis (jewel wasp) is the source of this 1720-nucleotide messenger RNA. It is a transcript of the gene Trf2, whose product is annotated as TATA box-binding protein-like protein 1. The transcript has 6 exons. Gene Ontology annotation, molecular function: DNA binding; general transcription initiation factor activity. The record is from RefSeq and is a predicted model, not a curated record. NCBI's taxonomy places the organism in Eukaryota, Metazoa, Arthropoda, Insecta, Hymenoptera, Pteromalidae. Gene Ontology annotation, biological process: DNA-templated transcription initiation. The coding region runs from base 526 to 1377 and encodes 283 amino acids.
UAAAACUAAAUCUAAAGACUAAAUCUCGAAACAGUAUAGUAGGUAGUACUUCAUAUAAUUAUUUAAAUGUAUCUGACAAAUCGAAUUUUCAAUAAAUUCCUUUAAGCGUACACAUGUAGCAAAUAAUCUUAAUCUGCCUCCCUAUAGUAGUAAUUUGUAAUCCGAUAUAUUACCCUUAAAGCCGUUAAGAUGAUAAAAAUGUGUAAGGGAGAAGUUCAUUUAAACUUGUGCACUGUGUGUAUGCUGCUAGUGUAGUGCAUGAUUUAUAACUAUAAACAAUGGCAUUAUUUAAUUGAUUAUGCUUUAAUCAAGAAAAAUGAUUUUUUGAUUGAUUAUGUCUGGCUUUAGGUAAAUCUACCUACUGGAAAUUAAUAUAAAAAUUUUGUAAAGCUAGAAGAACAUAAUAUAUCGUAUUUACAGCUGCAGAAAAAGUCUUUAUGAAACAAGCUUAUAGAUUUUACCUUCAGCUUGGUCUGCAAACUGCUUGUUUAGCCAAAACACUUUCUGCACCAGACUUGAAAUAUUAUGGCCACGUUUGUAAACAAAAAUGGCAUCAAACCUAUUACAAAUGGAACUUUAAGUCAUGUUCAGAAUAGUGAAAAUUUCGAAGAUAAUCAUCUUUCAUUUACGGGAAAAUCUAAGGAUAUAUUGGACGUACAUGUUGAAUCAUGUUUGGACAAUGCUGAAGAGAAACCUGAAUUGGAUAUCAUAAUUAGCAAUGUUGUGUGUAGUUUCAGCGUGAGAUGCCAUUUAAAUUUACGCGAAAUCGCACUUAAUGGCUCAAAUGUUGAAUAUAGAAGAGAAAAUGGGCUUGUGAGAAUGAGGCUAAGAAAACCAUGUACAUUAGCUUCGAUUUCAUCAUCUGGAAAAGUCACUUGCACUGGAGCUACUAGCGAAGAGGAAGCGAAAAAAGCAGCUCGAAGAUGCGCCAGAUCUCUCCAAAAACUUGGUUUUAGAGUGCGAUUCAAUAAUUACAGAAUAGUCAAUGUUCUUGGAACUUGCACUAUGCCAUGGGCUAUCAAGAUUACCUCGUUUUCAACACAUUACAAAGACAUAGUUCAGUAUGAACCAGAAAUUCAACCUGGAGUAAUUUAUAAAUUGAAAAACAUGAAAGCUACUUUAAGGAUAUUUUCUACUGGCAGCAUCACAGUCACAGCACCCAGUAUCAAUGCAGUUCAAGCCGCAAUUGAACAUAUUUAUCCUUUAGUAUACGAAUUUCGCAAAGAAAGAUCAGUUGAAGAGCAAUUUGCAUUAGAAAACAAAAAAAGACGAUUGGUUUUCACGAUAAAAGAAUCUGUUAUUGGUGAAGAUGAAGAUAAUGAUAAUUUCUCAGCUGAAGAUGACAACAGUGAAAAUAGCAAUACCAGUUGGACUUAAUUUUUUUUUUUUUAAUAUACAAGACUUGAUUUUCAAGAUACAUUUAUGCUUUAAAAAUGAUUUUAAAAUAGAGACUAUUUUCUGAACUAGAACUUCAUUGCAAGGAAUUAUUUGCAUUCGAAAAAUUAGAAAAGUAUAUUUUUAAACUAAACUGAUUGGAUUAGAAACUAAUUCAUCGUUAACAGGAAUGGACGAUUUUGUGAUAUCGUUAUUCUUUAUUCUUUAAAGUAGAUUAGACUUCUUAUCAGAUUAAGCCUUAAAUUUCUGUGAAGCUCUGUUAUUUACAGUUGUGAAAUACCUUUAAAUUUUAGAUUAAUUAAUAGAAAGAAAAAUGGUAUUCAUA